UCUCUCUCUCUCUCUCUCUCUCAGUGCCUGCCCCUCCCCUCCCAUCCCCUCCUCACCCCUCAAGCAAGCUGCUAUCACCCCCGGGAGGCCCCCCCAAUCUGAUGAGUCCGCGACGUGGACUUUGUCGUUCGACAGAACCGGCUUUCGCAUCACCAUCGUCACCACCACCUCCAUCACCACCAGCAUCAUCACCACCACCACCAUGUCCUCGCGCAAGAUCUCCUCUGAAUCGUUCAGCAGCUCGGUUGGCUCGGACUGUGGGCUCGAGAGCCCCGGGGGAGACACCGGGGGAGACGGUGCGGAUUCGGUGGAGGGUCGCGGAUGUCCUUUUUCCUUCUCUGCGUCCCAGCGCACAGCGGUCUUCUGGAACGGCCGGAGCCCCGUAGAGAAGCAGGGAUGCCCGUUCAGCGGCGGCAGUAGCAGCGAGAAGCCAGGGCCAGGGGGGCCCAUCAAGAGGGCCACGAGGCGGAGACGCGUGAACCUUGAUUCGCUGGGGGAGAGCCUGAGGAGGCUGACCUCACCUACGACCCAGACUGUCCAGGAGGCCCUCCAAAGAACCCUUGAGUUCUACAGACAACAAGAGAUCAGGUGCAGAGAGGACGGCAGUGAGGAGAGAUGCAAGCUGGAAAAGUGCCCAUAUCUGGAAAAGUCUGGUUCAGAAGAGGACAUCUCAGGAACUCUGCACUACAUGGCCACUAUACUUGGGGUGCCGUACUGUGAGCUGCGUGAGCACUUCGGCGAGGACUUCUUCAGCCUCUGCUUUGAGGAGAACGAGAGGGUCCUCCGGGCGGUGGGGGGAAACCUCCAGGACUUCUUCAACGGCUUUGACGCCAUCCUGGAGCACAUCCGCACAUCCACCGGGCGCAGGGCCUCGUCCGAGAGCCCCUCCUUCCAGUGCAAGGACCCCCACGACGAGACCCGAGGGAGGGAGGUGCGCCUGGUGGGCGGGGUCGGGCACAGCGAGGGCCGAGGGAAGACGCUCCUGCUCCAUUGUUUAAACCCCGCCCCCGUGGUGGGCUUGGUCAUGCCGGGGUUGAUCAGAGCCGUCGCCAGGCGGAUUUUCCACUCCGAAGUCAGGGUGGAGGAAGUCCCGCCCCUCACUCCCCUGUCUCCGAACGACGACGCAGACCACUCCGGCGGCGAGUCCCCGACUCCCACCCCCUCCCCCAGCACCUCUCCCCCCUCCUCCCCAUGGCCUCUCUCUCCCUGUCCGUCCUCCUCGUCCGCCCCCGUAUGCCUGUCCUUCCUCAUCAGGGAGACCUCUCCUGCCUCGCUCCCCGCCCUCUCAAACACUCCCUCCGGGACCGCCCCCAGCAGACCCCCCCUGUCGCUGUCCACGAGCCCCACCGACCUGUGCAUCGGCCUGGCCACCUUCUGCAGGGCCUUCCCCUUCCACCUGGUGCUGGGACCCCGCAUGGAAGUACUGCAGCUGGGCGAGGGGCUGAGGAGGCAGGCCCGCAUCGAGCCCCUCCGCAGCUUCUGCUUCAAGGACUGCUUUGAGAUCGUCUCACCCAAGAUCGAGCCCUCGUUCAAGGGCAUCCUGGUGCGGCUGGCGUCGCCCUUCACCAUCCGCACCAGGCCGGACAGCACACAGUCUGGCACCAAGGAGAAGGUGAUGGAGCUGAAAGGCCAGAUGAUCCACCUGCCUGAGUCCAGCUCCCUUAUGUUCCUGGGCUCGCCGCGGGUGGACAAGCUGGAGGAGCUGAUGGGCCGGGGGCUCCACCUGUCAGACAUCCCCAUCCACGACGCCACGCGGGACGUCAUCCUGGUGGGGGAGCAAGCCAAGGCCCAGGACGGCCUCAAGAAGAGGAUGGACAAGCUCAAGGCGACGCUGGAGAAUACCCACCAGGCCCUGGAGGAGGAGAAGCGGCGAACGGUGGACCUCCUGUACUCCAUCUUCCCGGGCGACGUGGCCCAGCGGCUGUGGCAGGGCCAGCCCGUGCCGGCGCGCAAGUUUGAGGACGUAACCAUGCUGUUCUCGGACAUCGUGGGCUUCACGGCCGUGUGUGCGCAGUGCACGCCCAUGCAGGUCAUCUCCAUGCUCAACGAGCUGUACACGCGCUUCGACUACCAGUGCGGCAUCCUGGACGUGUACAAGAUUGAGACCAUAGGCGAUGCCUACUGUGUGGCAGGUGGACUACAUAAGAAGAUUGACAGCCAUGCUAAGCCAAUCGCGCAGAUGGCUCUGAAGAUGAUGGAGCUUUCAGAGGAAGUACUCACCCCUGACGGCAAGCCCAUCAAGCUCAGAAUAGGCAUCCACACAGGCUCAGUGCUAGCUGGCGUGGUCGGAGUUAAGAUGCCACGCUACUGUCUGUUUGGCAACAAUGUGACCCUGGCCAGCAAGUUUGAGUCUGGGAGCCAUCCCAGAUGUAUCAACGUCAGUCCAACAACCUACCAGCUGCUGAAGGAUGACCGCUCAUUUUCGUUUGUCCCGCGGUCUCGGCUGGAGCUCCCAGACAACUUCCCCAAAGAGAUCCCAGGAACUUGCUACUUCCUGGAGGCGGGGACAUCACAUAGCCACGCCUCUCUCACCAGCUCUCGCUCCGCCCCUCCGGCCUCUAUGAGGAAAGUCUCCUAUAGCAUCGGGACCAUGUUUCUAAGGGAAACAAGCUUAUAGGUCUCAGAUGGAGAACCAGAUAAAUUGAUAUUCAUGUUAUGAUUUACUGGCUCAGAUGCACAGGAGGCCGUAAACAUGUGGGAAGCCAUACACACACGGAUCUAUGGAUAUGCACACGCUUUGUGUAUCACGUUGGAUUUCAAAUGGCUGAAAACAUAUUGCUGGUACAAGGAAAAUGCAAAAUUCCCUACCGGCCAGGAACUGUGAGGUACAUUCUCAUACUGAAAUCAGAUGGGAAUUAUUCACUAAGGAUGUUACUAAGGGACAGCUUGCCAAAUUCACAAGGACAAGACCGAGCCAGGACCAGUCAUAGAACCAAACCUAGGACCAGUCCCAGAUCCAGCCCUAGAACCAUCCCAUAGAACCACACAUCCUAGAACUAUCCCUAGAUCCAGCCACUCCAAUAGCCCAUAAAACAGCCCUAUUUUACAGCCCUAGAACCAGUCCUAGAACCACAAACAACCCUAGAACCAGUCCAGGAACCAGCCCUAAACCCAGCCCAAGAAGAAACUCUAAAACCAGCCCAAGAACAAACCAUUGAACCAGCCCUGAGACCAGAACGAGCCCAAUAACCAACCAUAGAACCAGCCCCGGAAUCCCUAGAAUCUGCCCUAGUACUAGUCCCUAUGACCAGCCCUAGAACCAACCCAAGAACCAGUCCUACGGUCUAUCUAUCGCACAGGUGAGGUCCCCAUUGAAGAAGGGUUUCCCUCUCUGUUCAAUCUUCAAAUCAGGCUAUGCCUUGAAAAAGGAAGUCUGCUCACUCAGUGCGACCGUCAUGCAACCGUGGGCUGCAUGGGACUAGAGACAGAGACACAAACACAAGACACAAGAAAGAUAAAAGGUUAAAUAGUAAUAGUUGAGAAAAAUAAUACUAAAAGGACAAAUGACAAAAAUACUUAAUCUAAGCUGAUUUUGGAGCCUUUUCUGCUUGUGAGCUGCAGCCAAUUACCGACAUGGACACCAUUAGAGCCAUUUUAUUGCAGGUACUCUGUUUAGGACGACGACCUACUCCCAGCUCAGUGCCUUCUACUGCUCAGACCAGGACAUAGUACACAGUGAAUACAUUUUGAAUAUCUGAAGACAUACAAAAAGAUGAGGAGUGCUUAAUCAAUCUUAUUUUUGUAAGCAAUACCACACCUGGUUUUAUGUUAAUAUGUGAUUAAAGAAAAAUACACAGUACUAUAUGCAUUAGGUUGAUAAGGUCAUAUUCAUUCAGAUAGAAAAAAAGAUUCAUUGCAGUGUUUUCAACGUAAAGGCUGUGACAAAGCCAAGUAGAAAAAAAAGUGUUAAAAUAUGGAUUUUUAGUUCAAAACGUUUAAUGAUACACAUUGUCAAGCCAAGUUGCUUUGUAUAGAUCAUAUUUGUAUUUUCACGAUUACAGUCUCAAAAGACACCAUUAGGGACUCCCCCUUAACCCUACCCUUUGCCGCCCUACGUGAAAGGAAAACCUACCGCAAACUCCCGAAGAGAACAGGAAGAUCCUUGAGAAGUAACUCAUAGUGAAGACCUCUCCUUCCAUGGAUGGCUAGGAGGGCAGAAGGUGCUGGGUUGGGCAGACAUGAGAUGAUAAUAAAAUUACAAUGUGUUGAAGGAGAAUAUCCAAUAUGACAAUUUAUUUGAAUACAUACAAAAACAGCACCUACAAAACCCCUGGUAUUUGACGUUCAUGAUCUUUAUCGUUACCAUUACAGAUGUAGAUGUAUAAGUUAGAACCUAUGACAUACUUAUUUUACCAAAAGGAUUUUAGAUCAGAUUCUUCAAUUCUGCUACUCCACUCUUCUAGAUUAUAAAUAUUUGGGUUUUUUUAAGAUGUCAAAAAUGUUAAAUUUGUGUGUUCUAAAGGUCAGCAUCACAUCUUUCAUAUCAGCAACAAAAAUCCCCCCAAUAGUACAAGGGAAAAUAUGAUGAUAAGCUACUCUACUGUUGGUCUACAGAGCAGUAGUCACAAUGGAGAAUACUGAUUCCUGUCAUACUGAACGGAAGCCAGGGUUAUAGAUUGGAUUAUUACUAUUAGAUAUAAAUAUAUGCAUACCCAGAGAUAAUAAUCAAGCCUUCAUGUUUUGAUUAUUACAUUAUGUGGUCUCAUUUCACCAACUGGUCAGCUCCUCAAGUGAAAGUAAUGAAAGGACAUUUGUAAAAAUAAAUAGAAGGUCAAUUCACUUAUAAGGUGGAUGCAAAUGUUGUUCUAACAACAUGAACAUUCAUGUAUAUUAAUUUACAAGCAAAUUACCCUGAAAAUAACUUCUGUAUAAAUGGUGCUACCUUAAUGUGUGUGUGUGUGUGUGCCAAUCUUAAAUACAAACAUUGAAAUUGAAUUUCAAGACGUGAAGUAAAUAGACACUGCCGGAAUGUGAUUUCUUCUUGCCAACAUCCCCAAUGACAGAGAGAUCUUAGAGAUGCCUCCUUUCGACUUUGCAAUGCAGAAUCCAUCCUUAAUACUAAUUGACCCUCAAAUGUUUCCCAAAAGAAAAUCUGUGAGAACAGUAAGGAAGAACUGCCUCCAAUCCCAUUGUUUUGCAAUAAGAACAGCUUGUAAUUAUGCUGUGUUGUUCUCAAAGCUGGGAUAGGCAAAUUUAAAGAGAAAGCUAGAUUUUAAAAAAUGUAACAGAAAAAAUCCCCCCGUCGCUUCAGGCCCCCAUCCAAAGCCAGAACAUAUGGCUAGCUCGCAAGCUUUAGCAGAAGCUUUGCCUAGCCUUGUACGCAAUUUGCAAUGAGCGACGCAGGUAGGUAGGUAGGUAGACAGGCAGGUAGGACAUCCAAUAUUUGAAUCUGUGCCAAAGGAAAUGAUUGAUACAGAUUUUUUUAUUUUGGUCAGAGCAUUUGAUUUAAUGAUUGCUUUCGGAAUGUGUAGAGAAUUUCAACAAAUAUGACAAAAAAAUGCUUCUAAAAUAAAUUGCCUACGCUUGCUUAAAGGUAGUUUAACAAUGUGCCACAUUUCUCUGAUUAAGUUCCCGUUUGAAUAUUGGUUGUUCUAAGAGAAAGGACAUUAUAGAAGAAAAUGUAGCCCAUAUGGUAAAUUGUUUGAGGAGUGUGGGUGUAAUAUGGGUGUAAUCUUGUAUUUUGUAAUGAAUAUAUUUGUUUAUUUUCGGACAUUCAAGACAGAGUUGCACAAACUGAUGUAACAGUUUUUACGCAACAGGAUUUUAAUUGGCAUCAACAAUUGAUUUAAUGAGUAAGAUUUUGGGAUUUUUGCAUCCAAAUAUGUUUAGUUUACUGGCAACUACUGUGUAUUUACGAAAGACAUAAGGUGAUCUUGAAUGUAAUAUACGUUUUUUUCUUCACCUGCUCAGACUAAUUGAUACAGAUACAGGAAUGUAUAAUCUAUCCUAUCUUUAUAGUCAAGAUAACAGAAAUGACACCUAAUGGCACAGUGCUGAAUAAUCAUACAAAUUGUCCAUAUUGAGACUUACUUAUUUAUUUGUAACAACUAUAACGGAAAUUGGUUAAGACUGAUAACGAAAGUAUGUAAUUUACUUACAAAGCAUCAACAUUUGUGUUUUGAUAAAUUAUGAUACAAUUCAUUGUCAACCAAAGAACAACAGACAGUAGCAAUGUUCACAUUAUGGAGAUAAUCUUUUAGCCCACGGGAGAUGUAGCAUUUGAAUAUAUUCUUUCCAAUAAUUAUAAUAAUGAUAAUAGUAAUUAUAACAUAAAAUAAAUUCAAUGGUCCUAAAAUACCUAAUUUGAAGGAUUUCUCAAAAGGUUUUAUGUUCCCAUGUUUGAAAUGACUUUCAUUUGUAUGUGUUUUCAUGAAUUGACCUUCAUAAUGCAGUCUCUCCUACACCAGCAUAACUCAUGUGCCAUAGUGGCAGAGAUGGUUUUCCACCGCAUCCAGUUCCUAUAGACCCACCAUUGUAUGAAAGCUCCUGUGUUGCUAGUGGCCAUUAGCCACUGUUCCAUGGUGACAGUACGUAUCACCUGGUCAGAGUUGGGAAUCUGAAAGCAAUAUGAUCUGAGCUGGACAACAUUUUUUUAUUUGCUUAGCUUGGAUGCUAUCUUCGGUGCCGCAGCAUAUUGAAUUAGACUCUUGGAUAUUCGGUUUAUUAAUGUCACAGGCCUUUCAUUUAGUCUAAACACGGGGUCACAUGAAGGCCUUGAUGGAACAUGGAGUAUUGAUUGAAUCCCUAUUUGGUCAGAAUGAGUUUCGUUUUUUUAAAUAAAAAAAAGGUCAAUAAUAGAGCUAGCCAAGUUAGAUUGCCCAUGAUAACUAAUUGCAGUAGCUGGUUAACUAUCUGUACUAUUUGCUAAAUUCACAAUAAUAUUGAACAUGUGUGUGUGUGUGCCUGUGCGUGUGUUUGUGUGUAGUUUCCACACACGUGUGGAACCUACACCCACAUACGCACACUGACACUGUGAAUAACAUUUAAUUAGUUUAUGCAUUUUUUUUUGAAAAAGAAAGAACAGGGCUAUUGGUGUUCAGCUUAUAUUAUGUAAGCUAUCCUUCACAUAAUAUAAGGUACAUAUAAGAUACACAAUAGUGUGGACAUUUGGCAGCCACAGUUCUGUUUCUGUGAGAGCACUUGGAAGAGGGGGACAAUUGUUUUUUUGACUGAUAUCAAGGGCACAUAUUCUGUCUAACAUGAUGUAAAUUCUACUAAAAUGAAACAUUACCCAAUAUGUUUAAUAAAAAAACAAGACCAUUGUGGUUAUCCCUUUCA
Messenger RNA from Gadus morhua (Atlantic cod), 7278 nucleotides. It is a transcript of the gene gucy1a2, whose product is annotated as guanylate cyclase 1, soluble, alpha 2. Lineage: Eukaryota; Metazoa; Chordata; Actinopteri; Gadiformes; Gadidae. Bases 203 to 2617 code for a protein of 804 amino acids. Gene Ontology annotation, cellular component: guanylate cyclase complex, soluble. The transcript has 9 exons. Gene Ontology annotation, molecular function: heme binding; guanylate cyclase activity. Gene Ontology annotation, biological process: response to oxygen levels; cGMP biosynthetic process. The record is from RefSeq and is a predicted model, not a curated record.